Messenger RNA from Pseudophryne corroboree (corroboree frog), 976 nucleotides. RefSeq names its product zymogen granule membrane protein 16-like. Bases 18 to 686 code for a protein of 222 amino acids. NCBI's taxonomy places the organism in Eukaryota, Metazoa, Chordata, Amphibia, Anura, Myobatrachidae. The record is from RefSeq and is a predicted model, not a curated record. The transcript has 4 exons.
AGGGGAGAGAGCUACCCAUGAACUUGGAUGAUCCCUCUUAUCUGCCCCACCCUCCUGCCCCCCAGCUGUCCUGCCUCCAUCUAUUAUGUUUGCCCAAUGGGAGGGUCUCCUGCCAUAAACCCACCUUCUGCCAUAUUUAUAGAUCCCAGAAUUGUGAGUUCAUCCCAGAGACUCGGCACUCAGGCAGAAUGAUGCUCUGGAUCCUGCUCAGUGUGGCCUGCAUCGCAGCAGCACAGCCCCGUAGCUCCUCUUACUCAGGAGAGUAUGGUGGAGGCGGUGGAAAGCGUUUCUCACAGUCUGGGAACCAGCUGGAUGGACCAAUCACAGCCCUGAGAAUUCGUGCAAACCGCAACUAUAUCACAGGCCUGCAGGUCCGCUAUGGGACAUCAUGGUCUCAGUACCAAGGGGGAUCGUCCGGGGAUCUGGAGGAGAUCUUCCUGCACCCGGGAGAGUCUAUCAUCCAGGUAUCAGGAAAAUACUCCUCGUACCUCAGGAAGUUGAUGUUUGUCACCAACAAAGGACGCCAUUUCAUCAUUGGGAAAGAUUAUGGGACCAGUUUCAAUGGCGUACCCCUGUACCCCAACACUGUACUCCGGUUCGUGAGUGGCAGCUCCGGGUCUGUCAUUGAUUCCAUCGGCUUCCACUGGGACUAUCCAUCCAGCAACUGUGUACACUGCCUCAAGUGAUCAGCCGGAGCGUUGCACCGUCCUGUGCUGCAGAGCAUUGCACCCACGCCAAUCACCUGAAUCUUACCUGCAGGCCAACACUUCUCUACCCCCCAAUGUACAUUUCUAGCAAUCCCAUCACACUCUCAGGAUGGGGCACUUGUCCUACCCAGGACUUCCCGAUCAUAUCCGGUAUAACUGCGGCAGUGCCGCCUGUCUCUACACUGUGCCCCUCACCCCUGACUGUUCUGUCAUCUGUCAUUCCCUAGCCCUGGAACAUUCUCCUCCCAAAAUAAAAUCUGCAGCUUUUA